UCUCGUAAACAAAAGGUAAGGAUCGUUUGUUGAAUUGGGCAGGUUGAAUGCAAAUCAAAGGAAGUGGUAUACGUCGACACUCAUUAACGCAUUAAUUAAUGGGAAGUGUGUAUUGUUUUACCAUUCUACGCGUGUACAAUUGCUUUUAGUUUGGAAACAGACGGAGUGAAACAUCAAGACUACAGUGAUGGGACUACUACAGUGUGUUUUCAUGACGCUGGCUGCUUCUGUUUGGCAUGCCUAUGGGUACAGCGGGGGCGCACCAAAGGGUACCUGUGUCAGUAUGAUCCCGUCCCACGGCGGGUCAGGGGCACAGCCCUCACCCCCCACAGACUACAAGAUCACCGCCAGUGCCAACUCCUACACUCCCGGGGACUCACUUACAGUGACAAUAACCGCUCAGAAUGGUCAACAGUUUAAGGGGUACCUGCUUCGGGCACAAGACGAAACGACGGGAAAAACCCUGGGAACCUUCAGCGUUGUCGGUGGGGGGAAGAUCCAGUGUGGUCCAACGGGAAACCAGGCUGUUACACACACAAGUGGAGCAUGGAAGACAGCAGAAUCUUUUACAUGGACAGCACCAGCUGAUGCCAGUGGAAACAUCGUUUUUAUGGCUAGCAUUGUGAAGUCCUAUGCAGUAUUCUGGACAAAUGUCCGCUCCAGUCCUCUGAGUGCUGAGUCAGCUGUUGUCACCACCAAACAGACAACAGUGGCCCAAGACACCACCCAAGCGGCUUCCUCCAGUAUAGAACCUGUGUCCACUGAGAAGAGUACUGAGGCUGUCACAGCCACAACAAAAUUGUCUACAGACAAUGUUGUGUCAACUGCAAUAACUACAGCAACAACAGAGACGACUACCCCACAGCCCUCUGUGCCUGGAGCCAUAAAAAUGGAUGCUAGAUGUGGUGACACUCGUGGGUGUUUCGUAAACUGUGAGGGAAACGAGUGUCAGUAUGUUGCUACAUGGCAAUACACACCAGAAUUUGUCGACUUUUCUAUUGAACGAAAGGUUGUGGGUGGAGGCCAAAGAUGGCUUGCCAUUGGCUUCUCAAAUGACCAGAAAAUGGGUGAUGAUGAUGUUUUGCACUGCAUUAAUGAUGCAGCUGGCCAAGUGACUGUUGCCAGAUCAUUUAAUCUAGGAACCAUUAACCAGCCAAUAGCUAAUCCACAGGAGGGGAUUUCGAGUGUGACAGGGUCCUUCACUGACGGUGUGUUUAAGUGUUCCUUCCGAUACUCCCAAGUUGCAACCCCACAGGACAACAAAGUGAAGAGACAAACCACCACUCGACCAAUGAUAGAUCUUCAUCUCCAUCGCCACAUCAUGCUGGGAGAUGGACCUGCUUCUGGAGAUCAAGUGGGGAUGCACACAGUAAACCCUAUUGUCACAGCUGCAAUGGUGGAUCUACAAACUACUACUAUCAUUGGAGAUGUGGCUAGAUAUCCACUUAUCAAAGUCCAUGCUUGCUUGAUGAUUCUGGCCUGGAUCUUCUGUACUGGAGUUGGUCUGGUGUUUGCACGAUUUUACAAACCCGUCUGGUCUGAGCGCACCAUUUUAGGGCUCAAAGUCUGGUUUCAGUUUCACCGUGGGCUGAUGGUGACAACACUGGUCUUGACUCUGGUGGGAUUUAUCAUCAUCUUUGUGGAGGUCAAUGGGUACAGUCAGAUUUCUGCUCCAAUGGACAAGACCUAUUUAAAGAGUCACCCAAUCCUUGGAAUCAUAGUCACCAUCCUUGUAGUGAUCAAUCCUGUAAUGGCACUUUUCCGUCCUGGGCCAAAAGACAAAAAUCGACCCAUCUUCAACUGGGGUCACUGGGCUGUGGGCAUGGCUGCCCAUAUACUUUCAGUUAUCACUAUAUGUUUUGGCGUUGAGCUACAAAAGGUUGGGGCACCCAAGUACACAGUUUAUGUUGUAAUAGGAUAUAUAGUAUAUCACGUGCUGAUGGAGAUCACACUCAAAAUAUACGAUUUAUUCGCUGAGAGGCAAGACACAGAAAGAGUAGAACACAUGGAGAUGAAAAAUGGAAAUGGGGCAACACAGAAUGGCAAUUCCUUCCGACCGAUGGAACCAAAACGAGAUCCGAAGGACAGCAUCAUAAAGAAGCUCCUCCUGGUGUUCCACAUUGCCAUAGCAUUUGCUUUCACACUCACUCUGUUGCUAUUAGUAACCCAGUAUUGAUGGAUUGCUCAGAAAGUCUGAAAAGAUUCCAAAGUUUACCUUAAUUAAGACACUUCACAUUUGGGGAAAAAUUACACUACAUCACGCCAUGCUCGACCUACAGGUCUUUGCUAAGGAGGACUACACGUUGAUAAAAAUUCGGUCAUUGUGUCAUAUAUUUUCCCAUUUGUACAAAACUGUGUGCCAAUUAUAAAUUUUAAUUCUUGAAGUACUGAAAGUGUGAACAUAUCAUAUAUGGACAUUCAAUUACUUUGAGAUCUGAAGUGCAAUUAUCAAAUUACAUGCAGUUAAUAUUUGCAUUGUGAAAUACUUACCCUAACUUCAAAUGCUGAACAUGGGUAUGUUGCCAUUUUCAGCUCAGAAGUGAAUUAUGUGUUCCUCAGACAGCAAUGUUUUAAGUGGGUAGAUGUUCAGAGGUCCCCAUCAACAUUAAAAUUUACUAGGCUAUUUGCUAAAACUUUCUCACCAAUAUACAUGUAUAAAGUUUUGUUGAUGUUGUGUACUUCUGUACAAAAACAUUAUGUGCCUUUAUUGUUCCAGAACAAAUAAUCUAAAGUGCAUUUUAGUAUCAGAGAUGAGUAGAUACUAUUUGUUCAACAUGACACAAAUUUAUGGAUUGCAGGCAUAAUUGUGAUAACUUGUCCGAGUCUUAACAUUGUAAAACAGUCGUCCUACACACUGUCUUUAGGUGUUACCACUCUUUGUAUAUAUAUUUGUUGGUGUUAAAUUAGUUUGCCAUGAUGUCAGUACCGACAAAGAUGAGUACCUUUUGUGUUCACUUACAUUGUAUGUCCAAGCACAUUAAAUACAUCCUAGUUAUAUCUCAACCUUCCUCAUUUUCUAAAACUCUUUUCCUUUUGACUGAUUACACUUGGAUAUUUUGAAAUUCACAAUCUUUGUCUGUUUGACAUGCUGUUAGUUUUCAAAUGAACAAGAACUAUAUAUUGUUUUCAUUACAUCUCCAUGUACAUAUCCAUGUGUGGUAUAUGAAUUAAUGCAUUUUUGUCAUAAAGAAAAAUAUAAGUCUCACUAGAAUACAUGUAUAAACCAAAGUAUUGUCAUCAUGUGAUUUGCAUAUAAAUGUGUUCAGCAAGUCAUUGUUAUGUUUUUGAAAUAUUGAAAUAAACAUGUCAUUCAAAACCUCA
Ostrea edulis (European flat oyster) is the source of this 3321-nucleotide messenger RNA. RefSeq names its product putative ferric-chelate reductase 1. The record is from RefSeq and is a predicted model, not a curated record. The transcript has 17 exons. Bases 188 to 2176 code for a protein of 662 amino acids. NCBI's taxonomy places the organism in Eukaryota, Metazoa, Mollusca, Bivalvia, Ostreida, Ostreidae. Gene Ontology annotation, molecular function: oxidoreductase activity, acting on metal ions.